Fomitiporia mediterranea MF3/22 is the source of this 1044-nucleotide messenger RNA. Its product is annotated as acid protease. Gene Ontology annotation, molecular function: aspartic-type endopeptidase activity. The record is from RefSeq and is a predicted model, not a curated record. NCBI's taxonomy places the organism in Eukaryota, Fungi, Basidiomycota, Agaricomycetes, Hymenochaetales, Hymenochaetaceae. The transcript has 5 exons. Gene Ontology annotation, biological process: proteolysis. The annotation marks the transcript as partial.
AGCUCCGACUUAUGGGUCAUUGGAAACGUGCCCGGAACAAAAAAUCUCAGCAUUGAGACUGAAGUAACUUAUGCGUCUGGCUCAGCAAAAGGGUUUAUUAAUACAGCCGAAAUGGUCUUUGACGAUUUCACGGUCAAAGACCAGGCAUACAUUAAUGUCAUUCCGAGCUCUGAUAAUCCCGACACCCAGGGUCUCAUUGGUUUGGGACCAGCUUCCCUCUCGAACAUCCGUUCGAAAGUCAAGAGUUCCUCUGGUGCACCUCCGCUUGACCGGAUCUUCCGCCAAAAUACGUCAACGCCCAACUUCAUUUCCGUCCUUCUCACUCGCGAGACUGAUGCAAACCCCGGAGGCACGUCGCCGCAGGCAGGACAGCUGACUAUCGGAUCAGUCAUUCCGACGCUGGAGGAUGUUACGAAACAAAAGAAGCUGCCGGCCUUGCAGGAUCAGUUCGGUAUUCAACAUUGGCAGACACUGCUUGACGAGAACGGGAUCAUCGGGCCUGAUAGCAAGAACAUAACGACGAAUACAUCCAUUCCUGACCCGGCGCAGGGCAAUGCACACCAGUUCCACGUCAUCUUCGACACAGGGUUCACUUACCCUCAAGUUCCUAGAGAAAUUGCUGAUGCUAUCUAUGGUCGUGUACCGGAUGCGGUGUUUGUUCCUCAGCAGGGUACACCGGGUUACUGGCGAGUACCUUGCGACUAUGAGUUGAACGUUACUUUUUCGUUUGGUGGUGUCAAGUAUCCGAUUUCACCUUUGGAUUUGACUACGCCUGAGCAAACUGACUCCUCUGGAAAGGCGAAAACGUGCAUGUCAACUUUCCAACAAAUUGCACCAUCUGUGGCAGAUCACCAAAACUUCGGGGCAUUUGACGCAAUCCUCGGUAUGGCGUUUUUGCGCAACACCUACUUAUUAAUUAACUUCGGCGACUUCGUCGACGGCUCAAACUCCUCCGUCGCAGACCCCUACAUCCAACUCCUCUCCGUCACCGACCCAGGCUCAGCACACACAGACUUUGUCAACGCACGCCUAGGCGGAGUCGAC